Pseudomassariella vexata is the source of this 1890-nucleotide messenger RNA. RefSeq names its product dihydroxy-acid/6-phosphogluconate dehydratase. The record is from RefSeq and is a predicted model, not a curated record. Lineage: Eukaryota; Fungi; Ascomycota; Sordariomycetes; Amphisphaeriales; Pseudomassariaceae. The transcript is spliced from 4 exons. Gene Ontology annotation, molecular function: hydro-lyase activity. The coding region runs from base 1 to 1890 and encodes 629 amino acids.
AUGGAACAAGAUACAAAAUCGACUACAAGUAGGGAUGGUGAUGAAAGCCAGGGCGCAGUCUUGAUUCCAGAACACUUGGUUGAUUAUGAUCUCACUCGACCUAUUCGGCCCAUUACGGGCAUGAGACAGGGCCUGCCAAACUAUGGCGAUCCGCACUUCGCACUCUUCCUGCGCAAAGUGUUCAUCAAAGCCCUCGGGUACAGCGAAGACGCGCUAUCACGACCCAUUAUUGGCAUCAUUAACACCUUUUCGGCGUUCAAUCCGUGUCAUGCCAAUGUUCCGCAGCUCAUCGAGGCGGCCAAGAGAGGGGUGCAGCUUAGCGGUGGGCUGGCCCUCGAGUUCCCCACCAUCAGUAUCCAUGAGUCUUUUUCAACGCCUACGAGCAUGUUCCUACGGAACCUAAUGAGCAUGGACACGGAGGAGAUGAUUAAGGCGCAGCCUGUAGAUGCGUGUAUCAUGAUUGGAGGGUGUGAUAAGACGGUGCCGGCACAGAUAAUGGGCGGCAUUUCUGCCAAUAAGCCAGUUCUUCCUCUGAUUACAGGGCCCAUGAUGCCAGGUAGUUUCAGGGGAGACCGGAUAGGUGCUUGCACUGACUGUCGAAAUAAUUGGGCGGCGUAUCGUGGCAAUGAGAUUGACGUUGAGGACAUUUCUGGAUUGAACGAAGAACUAGCACCAACAGCUGGAACUUGCGGGGUCAUGGGCACAGCCAGCACCAUGGCCUGCCUAACCGCAGCACUGGGCCUGAUUCCCCUACGCGGCGGCGCCACCGCACCUGCAGUCUCCAGUGCCCGUCUCCGCAUAGCCGAACAAACGGGCUCCAACGCCGUCGAAGCCGCCAUCUCCAAACGCACCCCACAGCAUAUCCUCUCCGAGGCUUCCUUCCACAACGCCAUCACUGUCCUCCAAGCUAUCGGCGGUUCCACAAACGGCGUCGUGCACCUCCUCGCCAUUGCCAAUCGGCACCCCGAAGUCCAAGGCAAGAUCACUCUCCAGACACUUGAGGACCUAGGCAGGAAAACACCUCUACUGGUAGACCUCAAGCCCAGCGGAAGUAGCUACAUGACGGACCUGCACAACGCCGGCGGCAUGUCCGCACUCAUGCAGACCCUGCGUCCUUUACUCAAGCUAGAAGCCCUGACAAUAUCCGGGCAGACACUAGGCGAGGUCCUAGACGCUGACCCUUUUCGCCCCUUCCCCUUUUCGAGACAAAUCAUCCGAUCUCUAGACGAUCCUCUUCACCCAGCUUCCAGUCUAUGCGUGCUCAGGGGCAACCUAGCCCCCAACGGCGCAGUCAUCAAGGCCAGUGCGAGCAAGUACCGCCACCUGCUCAGCCACCGCGGCCGCGCCGUCGUAUUUGCCGGCCCAGCUGACCUCGCGAAUCGCAUCGAUGACCCAGAUCUCGACGUUGACGCGGAUUCUGUUUUGAUCCUGCAGGGAAUUGGUCCAAUUGGAUUCCUAAACCCAGGUAUGCCGGAGGCGGGAUUGGUUCCUAUUCCGCGCAAGCUGGCCGCUCAGGGGGUCAAAGACAUGCUCCGGUUAUCAGAUGGGCGCAUGUCCGGCACCGCUGGGGGAAGCAUCGUGCUGCACAUUUCGCCAGAAGCGGCGCUGCCCGAGAGCGUGUUAGGUAUUGUCCAGAAUGGGGAUAUGAUAGUGUGCGAUGUGGAGAAGCGGGUGUUGGAGAUUGAACUUAGUGAGCAAGAAAUCCAAAGAAGGAUAGCGGAUCGGAAGCCGAGACUAGAGGGGACAAAGGAGAGUAGAGGCCCGUCGGAAAGGAAGAGACAGCCGACGAGGGGUUAUAGGGGGUUGUAUGAACGGUGUGUUAAUCAGGCGGAGGAUGGGGUUGAUUUUGACUUUCUGGUGGCGGACGGGGCGAGGGCUUGUACGACAUGA